Messenger RNA from Uranotaenia lowii, 1160 nucleotides. RefSeq names its product zinc finger matrin-type protein 2. Gene Ontology annotation, biological process: mRNA splicing, via spliceosome. Lineage: Eukaryota; Metazoa; Arthropoda; Insecta; Diptera; Culicidae. Gene Ontology annotation, molecular function: nucleic acid binding; zinc ion binding. Gene Ontology annotation, cellular component: spliceosomal complex; U4/U6 x U5 tri-snRNP complex. The transcript has 2 exons. The coding region runs from base 188 to 775 and encodes 195 amino acids. The record is from RefSeq and is a predicted model, not a curated record.
AAACGUCAAGCUCAUUUUGGAAAACAUUCAGUUUAAAAUUAUUCUAUAAAUUAAUUCUAAAAUAUCUACUUUUUCCCAGCACUAUUCGGAAAUAAAACCUAUUAGUUGCCGUCUUUUUGAGAGCAACUAUUCGGGGAACCUGUUGAAACUUCCGUUCGCGCUCCGAAUACCUUACCAUAUUGCAACCAUGUCCAUGAGACCGGAUGAUCAUCGACGGAAAUGGGACCGAAAGGAGUACGAGCGUUUGGCCCAGGAGCGGCUCCUGGCCAAAACGAAAGACGAACAAUCGGAAGAAGAACCUGUAACAAAGGAGUUGCUCAAACAGCGCGACUACAAAGUUGACCUGGAUUCCAAGCUGGGGAAGAGCAUGGUAAUCAACAAGAGCACUCCGUCGUCGCAAUCUGGUGGUUACUACUGCAAUGUGUGUGAUUGCGUCGUGAAAGACUCGAUCAACUUCCUGGAUCACAUCAAUGGAAAAAAGCAUCAGCGAAAUCUAGGUAUGUCGAUGAAGGUCGAGCGGAGCACACUGGACCAGGUUAAGGAACGCUUCAAGGUGAACAAAAAGAAAACCGAAGAAAAGAAAAAGGACUACGAGCUGGAGAGCCGGGUGAAGGAAGCCAAGGAAGAGGAGGAACGCUACCGGGAAUAUAAACGAGAGAAGAGGAAAGAACGCAAACGGAAAAUUGAGGAAGUUGAAGCCGAUGCUGAGUCGGGAACUUCCGAACUGGCAGCAAUCAUGGGCUUUGCAGGGUUUGGUGGAUCCAAGAAGAAUUAGAUUAUCUUAUUCGGAGAAGCUUAAAACUUCUAACUUCGUUUCAAUACUUUACUCGCUACUAACUGUUAUGGUAAAAUAUUGGCAUUAAAACAAUCGUAUGAUAAUUAUUACCGAUCCUCUGGCUAGCGAAAAUAUGAAUUUUAGAGAUAUUCUCGAUAACUGCUGAACGUCGUCGUGUCCUGUCGCCAGAAAACUGCUGACCCGACAAGCUGAUCCUAACAAACAUUAGGGUGUGAUUGCAAUCCCACCGUGUUCGCCAGAAUGCCGCUGCCUGAUUAGGCCACCAAACUAUAAAACAAGUAACGUAUUUUCUCAAUUUACCUUACACCAUAUGGGUAGAAACAUUAGAGCUAAUGAAACUAAUAAAAGUCGUGAAAUGUUAAAA